Molecule: messenger RNA, 1443 nt
Organism: Malassezia japonica
Lineage: Eukaryota; Fungi; Basidiomycota; Malasseziomycetes; Malasseziales; Malasseziaceae
Gene: APN2
Product: DNA-(apurinic or apyrimidinic site) lyase
Exons: 3
Coding region: 1-1443 (480 amino acids)
Biological process (GO): base-excision repair
Cellular component (GO): nucleus
Molecular function (GO): double-stranded DNA 3'-5' DNA exonuclease activity; DNA-(apurinic or apyrimidinic site) endonuclease activity; phosphoric diester hydrolase activity
Source: RefSeq, a predicted model, not a curated record
AUGCGCGUCGUGUGUUGGAACGUGAAUGGGCUGCGCACGCUCAAGGGGUUCCAGCCAUGGUACAAGCUCGCGUCGUGGGAGGCGUGCCUCGAGGAGCUGGGGGCAGACAUUGCGUGUUUUCAAGAGGUGAAAAUGACGCGGAAACAGCUGCAGUAUAGCAUGUGUGUGAUGGACAAGUACGAAGCGUUUUAUGACUUGCAUCCCCUCAGGGGGUACGCAGGCACCGCGACCUACGUACGCAAGGAUAUUUGCAUUCCAGUCGAGGCCCAAAUGGGCAUUACGGGGGUGGGGCAACGCCGCAUCGGCGGCGAGGCAGAGGCGACGUGUGCAUCGCUGUCGCCGGACCUCUACGCGGCACUCGACGCAGAGGGACGGAGCGUCGUGCUGGACUGCGGCCUGUUUGUCCUCAUCAACGUCUAUGCACCAAAUGAGACGGGGCCGGAGCGCGUGGAGUACAAAAUGGCGUUCUACCAUGCUUUGGAAGAGCGCGUACGCCAGCUCAUCGACCAGGGCCGCGAGGUGAUAGUCGUGGGGGAUAUGAACGCCGUUGUGCAUCCCCAGGAUCAUUGCGAGGGUGCGCAGCUGGUGGGAGAGCAAGAGCAGGCCGAGUUUAUGCAGCAUCCCGCUCGCCAGUGGAUCCGGGCGCUCCUCGCAAAGGACACAGGGCUCCUCAUUGACAUUACACGAGCCAGGCAGCCGGAUCGGAAAAAGAUGUAUACGUGCUGGAAUACGCUCAUCGACGCACGCCCGGCAAACUACGGAACGCGCCUCGACUAUACACUUAUCUCGCCAGGCCUCCUUCCUUGGGUGGUCCAUGCGGAUAUCCAGCCCGAAAUUUACGGCUCGGAUCACUGCCCCGUCUUUCUUGAGCUCAAGGACACGAUCGAGACGGACAAGGGGGUCGAGCGGCUGGUCGACCGCAUGCAUGGCCUCCAAGGCACGUCGCCAGGGACCGUGCCGCGCCUCGCCGCAUCCGAACUCGACGAAUUCUCUGCACGCAAACAGCCGAAACUCGCAGCGAUGUUUGGCGCACAGCGCCCUGCGCAGCCGAGUCUCACGAGCUUCUUUGGCGCAAAAGAGCCGAAACGCCCCAAAUCGCCGUCGCCGCCCCCCAAAGAGUCGCAGGAGGCCAAGCGCCAGCGCCUCGCGAUGCUCACGCCGAUGCCGAGCGACCGGCAGCCCGAGGCCGCAGCACAGUGGAAUACGCUUUUUACGCCGCAACCCCCUCCAUUGUGCACGAUGCACCGCGAGCCGGCCAAGUCGUGGAUCGUAAAUAAGCCCGGCGUGAACCAGGGUCGAAAGUUUUGGCUAUGUUCGCGCCCGGUCGGACCUGGGUACGAAGGCAACAAGUCGUCGCGGGCGCAGGAUGGGCCGUCGCUGGCGUACCGCUGCGACUAUUUUGCGUGGGACUCGGACGUAAAGAAGAAGCGACCCAAGGACUAG